AUGCCGAUAGGGACAACGAGGCUUCCGCCCCGCCGAGUUCCCCCUGAGCAGCCCGAGGCUGACCUUGUCGCCGACGAGGACGAGUACGGCGCUGAGGAGCGCGAGGAGGAGGAGGCUGAUGGCGCGCUCGAUGGUGGUGCCAACGGCGAGAAACCCGCCGGCGAGGAUGCCGAGAUGGCUGGCGUUGAGAACGGCGAGGGCGAGGCUGCCCCGGCCGAGGAGGAUGAAAUGUCGGACGACGGAAGCGUCGAUAUCGAGGGCGAGAGCGAGGACGAGCUGGAGGAGGAGGGCGAGGGCGAGGCUGCCGAUGACGACGCCAUGGACGUCGACGCGUCGGGUGACAAGCCUGCCGCCUCAUCCAGUAAGGCCACAGAGGUCGCUACCCACUAG
Colletotrichum spaethianum is the source of this 390-nucleotide messenger RNA. Its product is annotated as histone chaperone ASF1. NCBI's taxonomy places the organism in Eukaryota, Fungi, Ascomycota, Sordariomycetes, Glomerellales, Glomerellaceae. The transcript has a single exon. Bases 1 to 390 code for a protein of 129 amino acids. The record is from RefSeq and is a predicted model, not a curated record.